AAUUAUUAAAUAAAUGGAGGGGCAAUCUUCACGAAAAGUUUCUAGGACCAAAUGCAACCGUCAAGAAUGUACAAAGUAUGCUAGAGAUUUUGUCUUUUUAGUAAUUUUGGCUUCUAUUGACAUGAAUGAAGAACCAAGAUCUGCCAGCUCUGUAGUAUACAAUUUCAUCAAGAAUGAGAUCUGAAGAGGAUUCCGACAGACUCUAAAGGAAUUAGGUCACAAUUAGACAGAUUGAGAAGUGUCUAUUCAUCCCUGAGUAGUGCUUAUGAAGAAUAUGAGCAUUCUUCUACCAUUGAAGGGCUUCAAGAAGCUUUAGAUAAUCUUUAAACUAGAAUGUAACGAAUACAGUCAGAGGGCCAAAGAAGUCAUUGAUGAAGAAAGAAAUGAGGAAUUCGAUGAACUUGUGAAGGAAGGAGUCAGACUUGAGAAUGGAAUUUUUGAAGGCAGAUUCGGAGGAGAAACAAGACUGCAGCCCAAUUCUAAGAUUGUUGUAUAAAUAUUAUACAGAGUCAAAUUCACUUCUUCGCUUUAAUAGAGAUGCAAAUGUCCCUUAUUCCUCGACACGAUUAUUUUCUAGCCAACCUAAUCGAAAUCUCGUAAGAAAAAUUACAACAGAAUUUGGAAAGAAGGUAAAAGCAAAAGUAGAGAAGGAAAUGGAAGAGAAAUAUGAAGAUACAAUUAUUAAUCUACAGUCUACACUUAACUGGAAUGAAGAGAGAAUGUCAUACCUUGAAGAGGAAAAUAAGCAACUUUGGGAGCGUUUAGAGCUUUCCAACUCAGUUGCGGAAGCAAUCAACCACAAUAAUGAUGAGAAAGAAUUAGAAAUUUAAACAGAUUAAGUCAGAGAAGCAGAUGUCUUAUAAUGAGACAGAUAUGAGAAGUCUUAGCUCAUUCAAUAAAAUGGCUGCCUUUCAUUAUGAGCAGAUUUAUGGUUGAUUCUUUGGAGAAGGAGUAAAGUUUGACUCUUCUUUUGAUUUGAAACUAGACAUGAAGCAAGAUAAUGCUCAUGAGUUUAUCCAACUAGCUAUUGUGAGCUUUUAUGUUUUUCCUAAAAUCAAUUCUCUCAGUAUACAAAAUUGUGAGUGCCAAUUUGAUCAAAUAAGUGAUUUCUUAGAAAAUUGCAUCAAGCAAAGCAUACCUUGUCUUAAUCUGAGUGGUUCUUUAUCCAACUUUGUGGAAGCCUCUAUUGGAAUCAACAGACUGCUCAAGAUAAUCCCAAACGUGACUAAAGAACUCUCAUUUAAAAGCUUCAUGCUCACAAGUAAAGAACUCUCAAAUGUGAUUGGGAAGGCUAGCCAAGUGCAGACUCUCUCACUUUUAAACUUAAGGUGGAUCGAUUAUUAUCAAAGCGAAGAGGGCAUAGACUCAAAAUUUGAGCUAGAAAAAGGAGAAUACAAGAUUAAAACUUUAAAGUUGAGCGUGAUUUGUGAGGAUCAUUUCCUUGAAGGUCAUGGACAUCUUUUAGCACAGUACGAAACCAUGAUCUUGGAAAUAAGAAACUCAAGUCUCAAGGACUCUCUCGAGCACCUGUACUUCAUUGACGGGCCUUAUGCCCCAGAAAAUGAUGUAACCUCCCUAAUAUGCAACACUGGUCUUAACCACAUCGCUCUACACAUCGGACAAGAAAUCCCUUCUACAGAAUAG
Moneuplotes crassus is the source of this 1644-nucleotide messenger RNA. The record is from the annotation of a GenBank genome assembly. NCBI's taxonomy places the organism in Eukaryota, Ciliophora, Spirotrichea, Euplotida, Euplotidae.